CACGCGGGGCUGUCGAGGGCAUGGCGGCAGGCGCAUCGGCAGCAUGCGCGGAUGGCGUCGACGACGGCUACGGCAAGAGGUGCGAGUUGGUACAGCUCGAGGACGCCAAGAGCAUUCUGCGUGAGCGUGGCGCGCCGAAGUUCGCUUCCCGAGUCGGGAGGCUGAGCAAGCUUCGCAACGCCACAGGGCAUCCUGAUGUCGGAUUGGCGCGGGACGUGCGCUCCCACCUCACUGGCUCCGAUGCUGGCAGCACGGGCGACGGGCUCACGGAGCAGGAGAGCCUUGCGGGGUCGGGCGCCUACCCCCUCAAGAUGGUGGUCGUGAAGGAUCGGGCGCAGCCGAACGUGCAGCCGAACGUGAUGCAGGUGCGCACCUUCGGCGCGGAGCUUGAGGACGCUGAGAAAAAGAAGGUGCAGACUGUGGUGACGACGGGGGGCACCAGCGGCAAGGAGGACGCCAUGGCCGAGUGCGCCAGGAAGCACGCCGUCUCGAGCCAGGCGGCCCUGAGCGUUGAAUUUGCCAAAGCCGCCCUGGCCCGUGCGGAGGUCGGGCGUGACGACGCCUCUGAUGAGAUGACGGAUGCGUACUUGGCUCUGGGCGAGACCGAACAGCGGGAGGUCAUGGUGAAUCUCGGCCUCUCCCCCGUCUACGCGGCCGAGUUUUUGAGUGCCGCGGAGGCUCGUGCCCUCCUGCGGCACGUCGGUCGGUGCUGUCGUGGAGGCUCGUG
Messenger RNA from Prorocentrum cordatum, 727 nucleotides. The record is from the annotation of a GenBank genome assembly. Lineage: Eukaryota; Dinophyceae; Prorocentrales; Prorocentraceae.